This is a messenger RNA of Hibiscus syriacus, 1409 nucleotides long. RefSeq names its product serine/threonine-protein kinase ATM-like. The record is from RefSeq and is a predicted model, not a curated record. The transcript is spliced from 2 exons. Bases 284 to 1393 code for a protein of 369 amino acids. NCBI's taxonomy places the organism in Eukaryota, Viridiplantae, Streptophyta, Magnoliopsida, Malvales, Malvaceae.
UGUGAAUCAUUUUGACUCGUCGUCAACUCAGCUCUCACUGUGAAUGCCAUGAUGUUCUUUUUUCCCCUCUUGUCUUACUCUCAGAUGCUUAGAGAACAGUGAUAAUGGAGAACCCUAAAACCCCAGAAAGUUUAGAAUCGAAAAUCCAGAUUUUGAAUUCUUAGAGGAAGGUUAUGAAGAUCCUGAUUUGCUCACUUUGAUCGAAAGUAGUAAUGGGUUAGGCUCCAUUUUUAAUGUUCAGCUUCAAGAAAAUGGCAAUGCUGUUGGAGGAGAUAGCUUAGCUAUGGAUGUAAAAGAGAAUGGUGUCAAUGUUAUUGAGACUGCAGAAGGCUGUUUACUGAACGAUAGAGUUGAUAAAAUGAAAGAGGAUCAAAUUGGUAUGGAAGUGGAUAGCGGAAGUGGGGACAAUGCCUUUGUAGAACCUGUUAAGGAUGAGGGGACGAAGGACAUUGAUCGUUCGAGGAUUAAUGGAGUUGAUCUGGUUAAUAGGGUACAAGUUUUUGGAGACAGCAUAUCGCUUUAUGUGGACUUUUCAGGAACUCUAAUUGAAGUAAACAGAACUAGGUUAAUGGUAAGUGAGUACGAGUUGAAGGAAGCCGGAAAUGAGGGGGAGUUAGUAACUGUUGGACCGGAAUAUAAGUUUUAUGUAGGUGGUAUUGUUUGGGUUAGAACGAAAAGUCUGAGUUGGUGGCCGGGAAAGAUCGUAGAUCCCUCAGAGGAGCCAGAGUAUGCUUUGGUUGGUGACGAGAAAAACUGCUUUCUCGUUGGGUACUUUGGUAUUAGCCAUAUUGUUUGGUGCUGCCCAUCUCAGUUGAAGCCUUUCUUUGUGAACUUUGAGCAGAUGAUUAGAAAGAAUAAAGCUAGAAGCUUUCUUGCUGCAGUUGAGAAGGGUAUGGAUGAUUUCGGGAAGUGCCUGAAGUUGGAGAUGAUAUGUUCUUUUGUUUCGAAAGAAAAUAAGUUAUUAUCUAGUAAUUGCGCUAACAAGGAAGGAGCUUCCUUGGCUGAGUGUAAAUCUGGUCAAUUGACGGAGUUUUCUGCUGCGCUAUUUGAGCCUGUGAAGUUUCUUUGUCAACUCAAAAUUCUUGCACAGGUUGUUACAAAGCCUGAUAUACUUGAGUUUGUUGUCGUACGGUGCUACUUGUCAGUGUUUUUCUGUUCCAUGGGACAUUGGCAAUUGCCCUUGAAUCAACUGUGGGAAACGACAUGUAAUGCAGAGAAUGCUGAAAAAAACAGCAUACCAUAUAAAUUAUUGUUGGAACAAUCUGAUGCAAUGAAGAAUGAGAUGAUACAGCUCAAUCAGAAUGGGGUUUCGGUCAAAAUAUCAGGUGAGGACUCGGGGCCUUUCUCUAGUAAACAGGCUUUGACUUCAAGGAAGAGAGAGGAAAAUUUAUGAUGAGGUGAGGAAUAGC